AUGUUGACCUACCGCAACGACGUCUUCAUCGCCGUCCUAGCCUUCUACAUCUGCACGGCAGUCUUCUCAGCAAUCCGACUCAUCCAACAUGGACUCAAGAAAACAGCUAGCGAGCGCCUUCUUCUCGUAUUCAGUAUCGGUAGAAUUCUUUGUGCUGGGUUUCAGCUAGCGACCAUCGACUACCCUACAAACACAUCCAUCUGGGCAGGAUACGUCACGACCUUCUCAAUCUGCGUGUCCCUGUUGUUGUCAGCCUCGCUCGUACUCCUUCGGAGACUUGCACAACGCGCAGGCACCGAUUUCCCUCAGAUUCGUGGUCGCGACUCGAUGAGAUUCUGCCAACUUCUGAUUACCAUCGGUCUCAUCCUCGGAAUCGUAGGCGGCAUCAGAGCCGAUAACAGCUGGGGCUCGACGGGUUCAUACCAGCCCGACAGCAUUCAGAAAGCCAGUAUCGGCAUCUUCAUUGCCUCGUGGGCACUGGUGGUCUUCAUGACCAUCCACACACUCGGCAAAGCACAUGGCGCAUCCUCCUACACACAAAAGAUUGCUGUUGGAGUUUUCGCAAUCAGCUUGCCUUUACUGGCUGUACGCAUUGCUUACUCUGCUGUCUCCAUCUUCGCCCAUCCCGCGUCCUUCAGCUCCAUCAAUGGUAGCGUGACUAUCAUGCUGUGCAUGGCAUUGAUCGAAGAGGCUAUCGUCGUCUUGAUGUACGAGGUACUGGGCUUCGUUACGCUCGAGAUGGAAUGCAGAGAACCAUCGGUCAGCAGCGAGUUUGACCAGCUCUCCACAGCAGAGACUGGUGUUUAUGUUAAGAAGUGA
This is a messenger RNA of Aureobasidium namibiae CBS 147.97, 819 nucleotides long. RefSeq lists its product as uncharacterized. The coding region runs from base 1 to 819 and encodes 272 amino acids. The transcript has a single exon. NCBI's taxonomy places the organism in Eukaryota, Fungi, Ascomycota, Dothideomycetes, Dothideales, Saccotheciaceae. The record is from RefSeq and is a predicted model, not a curated record.